This is a messenger RNA of Fundulus heteroclitus (mummichog), 3925 nucleotides long. RefSeq names its product zinc finger protein 365 (gene znf365). The record is from RefSeq and is a predicted model, not a curated record. The transcript is spliced from 6 exons. Gene Ontology annotation, cellular component: centriolar satellite. Lineage: Eukaryota; Metazoa; Chordata; Actinopteri; Cyprinodontiformes; Fundulidae. Bases 142 to 1506 code for a protein of 454 amino acids. Gene Ontology annotation, biological process: telomere maintenance; regulation of double-strand break repair via homologous recombination; regulation of DNA strand resection involved in replication fork processing.
UGCUGCUGGGGUUCUGGUUCUGGUUCUGGUCCGGACUGGUUCUACCGGGUCACCGCUGUCUGCUGCCAGGGAGCAGAGGGAACAGGCUGUGAGGACGGACUGACCUGUUGGUUCUGGAGGAUUAAAGCCAGGUAGGGAGUGAUGCAGCAGAAGGUGUGCUCCAGAGGUUCUGGUUCCUUCCUGUUGGAGAUGAACGGCCAGGUGUGCAGCGCCGUCGCCGACCUCCCGUUCCGGUGCCCCCGAUGUGGCGAGCGCGAGCGUUUCCGCAGCCUGGGCUCGCUGCGAUCGCACCUGGAGUACCGUCACGCCUACAACUGUCCGGACAUCGUCCCCGGAGACUUCAGCAUCACAGGGAAACACCCCGACCCGCUGACCGCUGCCUUCCCCUGGCAGGACGCCAGCCUCCCGGCCCCCAGGGGGCAGCACGGCGGCGCGCGGCCGCCGCACAUCCGCUCCCUGAGCGACAGCAGAGACGGCGGAGGCCUCCAGUCCUACGGCGCUGUGAGGAGGCGCACCCAGAGUGUGGGGGUGGGCACCCAGGCAGAGGAGGAGGAGGAGGGAGAGGAGGAUGAAGAGUCAGGAGAAGAAGAAGAAGAUGAAGAGGAGGAGGAGGAUGGCGACGAAGCAGAUGACAGCAGAGAUGUUAAAAGGUCAGACCCAAGCCACCUCCAUCACCCUGCAGCGGUCCCUGCAGAUUCCCUGGGGCCCCCUCUGGACCUGGACUCAGAACCGGACCUGGACCUCGUUGCGCAGGGCUCCUACUCGGGCCUGGAGACGGCGGCGGCCUCGGCGGCAGUGCGCCGGCGGCUGGCCAGCAUCCUGCGGGCGGCCGACGGCACAAUGCAGCGCCGGCUGGCCCGGGUGAGUACGGAGCUGGCUCGGACCGACACAGAGCUGCUGUGCGAGCGCGCCCACUCGCAGCACCUGGCCCAGGAGCGGCAGGAAGUGGCUGACAGGGAGCGCUCACUGAGCCGGCAGGUGGACGUGGCCGUCAUGGUGAUCGCCGCGCUGAGGGAGCAGCUCAACGCCUCUGAGAACGAGCUGGAGCGCCGGGAGAGGGAGGUGAUCACCAUCCAGAGGUUCCUGGAGGCGGCGGCCCGGCAGGAGACGAGCGGAAAGGUCCGGAUCCAGCGCUUCAUCGAAAACCUGCUGGGCCGCAUCGCCCUGGCUGAGAAGCUGGUGGAGUUCUACCAGGAGAACGGCAGCCCGGCCCAGUGGAACCGCCACAAGCAGCACAACCAGCAGCAGCAGACUGAUACCGGCCGUCACAGAAUCAGUAAAAGCAGGUCUGCAGGAGGCCAGCUGGUCUCCUCCGGUCUCCAUGAGAACCGGACUCAGUCCUCCUCCCAGGGCGGCGCUGGUCCUCGGUUCUCCGAAGCGGAACUGGACCGGGAACGGGAGCGGCAGGAACGUCUGGCUCGGUCCUCCAGGCUGUUCUGCCGGCCCGAGCACAGAGACGACAUCUGGAACCACCAGCGGCGCCGGUCCACCGGGUACGAGGCCUAGAACCGCAGACGGCUCAGAGAGAAGAGGUGUGGACUCUGAAACCCGGCGGGUUUACUCCAGUACCUCAUUUGGACCGACUUCUUCCGUUUCUGUCUGGAACCUUGUAAAUAAAACCUGAUCAGAACCGUUAGGUUCAUCCUUACCUGGGUCAUAUUUCUGCCGGUACCUUUUAGUUCUGGACAUUUGUUUAGAUCCGGUUCAAGUUAAAGAGGACCAGAAAAGAACCCAGUUGAGACCAUAAUGUCCCUCAGAACCAACAGAACCCACUACUGGACCGUGAUGGUACCGUGCAGGGUUAUAGUACCUGCUGGGUUCUGUGUUGGUACUGUUCUGGAUUAUAACGCCGGAUCAAACCCAUCCUAGAUGUCAUUAACAGAAUUUACCGGGCCUGCGGAUCCAAGGCCCGGUUUAGUUCUGCAAGUCCAACUCAGAGUUGUUUUAAGGCUCGGCACGGUGCCAGCUACUCCAUGAAGAACCAACAGAACUUCCAGAUAAAAUCAUCAGACAGCAAGAACUGCAUCCACUGUUCAGAACCUAAUCGGACCCUCCUGCAGCCCAGAACCUUGUUACUGAUCCAGAUGUACCACAUGAAGGCAGUCCUGGUCCUGCAGGAACAUUUGGACCCUCGUCUGGAGGAAACCACAGCUUCUGAAUGUUCUGACUUCAAGCCGGACCCAGAACAGAAACGGGUCGAGUUGACCCAAACUGAUCUCCAGUCAUCCCAGCGGCUCCUUCCUCUCGCUGCCUCCUGCGAUUUUGGUUCUGAUCCGGAUGGGAAAGCUGACGGUGUCCGGUGGAAAUGGGUCUGGGUCGUUCUCGGGUUGGUUUGUGUUAAAAUCUGUUCUGAGCGAGGUUCUGGCCGGUUGGUCCAGUAGAUGUAGAGUUCAGGGUCUAGAACCGACUGCAGGACGGUUUCAGAACCUCCAGGAGGUCCAGAUAGCUGUAGAACGAGCUGAGUCAGCAACAAGGAGGAGAAGAAGAGGCUGGACGGAGACCGCCUCCUGAUGAUGAUGGUGAUGAUGAUGAUGACGAUGAUGAUAACGAUGAUGAUGACGAUGAUAACAAUGAUGAUGAUGUUGAUAACAACAAUAGUGACGAUGAUGAUGAUUUUGUCUCUGUGGGAAUCAAACCAACAACCCCUCAGCUGUUUUGGACCAUCGUCAGCAGGCUGGUUCUGGAUCCUUCAUCUCCUGCCUUUACUUCCUGAAACAGAACCGGUCCACCAUGUCUGUUCUAGUUGGUACUGGUGGACCAGGCAAACUGGACCUGGUCCAUUUUAGGUGUCGAUGGACCCGUCAGGAUUUUACUGCCUGACCCGGAUCCGUCUUUAUAUGUGUGGAAAGUUCGUUUUCAUUCAACUAAUAAAUGUGACAAAGAUGUUCUGCAGGUUCCCUGGUGGACAAGCUGGACCAGAACCCGGCAGGAGCUGAAGGAAUUAUUCCUGCUCUGGGUUCUACUGGGUUCUAAGCACAGAAUGGGCCUCAUCGCUGCUAGCAGUGGUCUCAGGGUCCAGUCCUGCAGGUCCAGGUCCAGUCCUCCAGGACCGGCAUCCUGCAGCUUUUACCUGUGUCUCUGGUUCCACACAUCUGGUUCUGUUAUCAGCUCAUCAGUUCUGUAGAGCUGGACCGGAGGCUGGUGAGCGGGUCCGCCGCCUGGUUCUGGUGUGUCGGGCUGGGGGCACGUCUGGAGCUGCAGAACCUGAACCCUGGAGGACUGGAGUCUGAGACGACUGAUUCAUUCUUCCACCAGGACAGAGUCAGAACCGGCUGCUGAGCGCGGUACCGGACCACAGGGAAGCGUUUAGCUCUGGUUCUGUUGGGUUCCUGCAGGUUCUGUAUUUCUGGCAUUAAAGGUUCUGUUUCCAGUCAAAUAAAAGCGACUAACAUCGGCUGUAGAAUCAGAGAAGUGGUGAACAUGUGACUCCUCCCACAGGCUUCGUGGUGACCUCUGACCUCUGACCCGGUGUCGGCUCUUCCAGGUUGUAGUUCUAGACGAAGCUGUGGAGCGUUAGCUGGAUGCUAGAACCCUGUAGCUGUUCCUGUUCUUCCAGCUGUGUGUGAAGCACGCCUGUAGCUGCAGACGGUACAUUUAUCCAGCUGUGACCCGCUGAGUGGACCUCAGAAGUUCUGCUGGGUCUGAUGGACCGCUGAACUCGACCCAGAGAGCGCCCUCUGCUGGACGGGGCUGAUGAUCAGCUAAAGGCCUCUGAGGGACGGGGUGCUCCUCUCUGGGCUGUUUCUCCUCGGCCCGGUCCGUUCUGGGUUCCUGACGGUCCGGCUGGACAGAACCGUCUGUAGUUCGGUGCCUUGGCUCCAGAACUCUGUAGUCUGUGAAAGUCCAUCGUGUGAAGUUCUGGUACCGUCUGGAAACCUGUCAGUGUGUCCAGGUGUGAACAUUAAAGAACAUGAGACCAACUACA